Molecule: messenger RNA, 940 nt
Organism: Cucurbitaria berberidis CBS 394.84
Lineage: Eukaryota; Fungi; Ascomycota; Dothideomycetes; Pleosporales; Cucurbitariaceae
Product: lytic polysaccharide monooxygenase
Exons: 2
Coding region: 124-825 (233 amino acids)
Source: RefSeq, a predicted model, not a curated record
GUUUGAUUGGAACUACACCUAGUUCUUGCAAUAUUCCAGAGUAUACCAAGGCGGAUGAGCCAACUGCACCAUCGGUGUCGCUGGUUUUAGAUCCAGGUCAAUCACGCCCUUCUUUUUGUCAUCAUGAAAGUCGUUACUCUCUUCUCGCUGCUUGCGCCCCUGGGUGCCAAUGCGCAUUACAUCUUCAACCGUCUCAUCGUGAAUGGCGCAAAUAUUGGCGGAGAGUAUGCAUACACUCGCAAGAACAGCAACACCUACAUGCCAUCCUUCCCUAGCGAGCUGAUGAACUCCAACGACCUUCGAUGCAACAAGGGUGCCAAAGCGGGCAGCACCGCCACCUACACCGUCAAGGCAGGCGACAAGAUUGGGUUCAAGAUUUUCAACAACGAGUUCGUUGAGCACCCUGGCCCGGGCUUUGUCUACAUCUCCAAGGCUCCCGGUGCAGUCAACGAGUACGAUGGCUCUGGCGACUGGGUCAAGGUCAUGUCAAGCGGCCUGAAGAACCCUAGCUCCCCAGGCCAAGACACUUCGUGGGAGAGCUGGCAGAAGGACAGACUCGAGUGGACCAUCCAAAAGAGCAUCCCCGCAGGCGAGUACCUUGUCCGAGUGGAACAUAUCGGAUUGCAUCAAGGGCAUGAGGGCAAGGCGCAAUUCUAUAUCGAAUGCUACCAGCUCAAGAUCGAGUCCUCCGGCACGGGCACACUAGCACCAGCAGUCAAGAUUCCUGGGCUGUACAAGGCGUCGGACCCUGGCAUUGCCUUCAACAAAUGGAAUAAUCCGAAAUCGUAUCAGAUGCCUGGGCCGGCUCUAUGGGAUGGCAAUUGAGGCGGCAAGGGAUUGCAAGGGCUGGAUGUGAAAAUGCGCUAGUGAAGCUAGCGGGUGGUUAGGAGAGUACGAGGCUGGGAUCUCAGAGUGCGUUGUUUGUAAAUUUGGGUAGUCU